Molecule: messenger RNA, 2608 nt
Organism: Xyrauchen texanus (razorback sucker)
Lineage: Eukaryota; Metazoa; Chordata; Actinopteri; Cypriniformes; Catostomidae
Product: UPF0547 protein C16orf87 homolog
Exons: 4
Coding region: 145-597 (150 amino acids)
Source: RefSeq, a predicted model, not a curated record
CACAGUGUGAUUGAUGGUCCGUUGGCUGCGUGUGUGUGCUGGAGCACACGAGAACCCGAUCAGCUGCACUCCUAGCCAGUGUAUGCUGCUGGAAGUUUCACCGCCGAGGUCGAGGGAUAUUAUUUAGACUCCUCGGUUAUAAAUAUGUCUACAAAUAAAGUGAAGAAAGUAAAAAUGGCUACCAAAUCAUGCCCCGAGUGUGACCAACAGAUCCCUGUGGCUUGUAAAUCCUGUCCUUGUGGUUAUGUCUUCAUCAGCCGAAAGCUUCUCAAUGCUAAAUUAAAUGAGAGAUCAAAUCCAGUGAUGGAUCCCAAAAGAAGACGUACAGAAAGAAUCAGAAAAGAGAAGAUAAACUUAACAUCUACCAAUGAUAUGGAAAAUAGGAAACAAUCCCGUUCUAACAGUCAAUCCGAUCCAAUUCGUAGAGGGCGAGGCAGACCAAAAACUGUUGGACUGAAGAAGCAGGAGGAAGAAAAAGAAAAACAGGAAAAGGAGGUUGACAUUUAUGCCAACCUCUCGGACGAAAAGGCUUUUGUGUUCUCUGUGGCCUUGGCAGAGAUUAACCGCAAAAUUUUGGGCCAGAGACUCAUCCUGUAGGAGGGGGUGGUGGAAACCAUUGCAGCCGAAACUCAGGACUCUCACGAUGUGGGUAUGCGGGUGUCCCAUAUGACUGAUGGAAAAGAGGGUGGAAAACUGUGACCCAUAAUUGCUUAUGACUGUGUCUUAAAACCUGCCUAUGUGGCCGAAGCUCAGUGGUGCUACCAUGGAUGGGUGGGAAUUCAGACACAUGCUCUGCAGAUCUCUAUGAGGGGGAAAAUUACUUGUACUCAACAAGAGAGAAAAACUUGUAAAUGUUAAUGCCGUAGGAUACUAUUUAUCUUUUAAUUAAAAUUGUAUGGAAUGUAUUAAGGUUUCCUCAGUCAUUUCCUAAAAAUUCAAGCUGUUUUUCGGGUAACAGUGAGUUCAUUGUGCACAGCAAAAGAGCAGUAGAUGUGCAAGGUAUGUGCAUUUUAUCACAUGGCUAGAGACAUUAAUUCAAACAUGUAAUCUGAUUUUUUAUACUGUUUAGUUAGGUGCCAGUGAGCCAUAUGAAUUUAUAAGUAACCUAAUGGGUUUUAAACCCAGGGGAAUGCCUGAUAAAUGAUUAUUUAUUAUGCCUCUACCACCCUAAUUUAAGUGUAUAUUUUUAUUUUGUUUUCCUUUUUCAAUUUCUUUUUUAUUGUUUUACAAAUGGUAACUAUGUGUAAAAGUCACCCUGUAUAUGGAUUUAUUAAAAUCAAGUCACAAUUCUCAGAUUUUUUUUUAACUCUGUUUUUGAAAGAAGUUAAUUAUAACCAUUCCUCCUCUUACACUGUUCCCCCUCUUUUAAAAUGGAUUUGGGGCAAGAAAAAAUGCCUAGGGCUAUUCUCAGUAUAGAGCUCAUAUUUCAGUUGCUCAGUUUUGCUCUGAAUUGAAUGGCUCUGCUUCAGUUCACUAUAAGCAAUAUAUCACAGUGGAAAAAAGGGACUGGAAGCUAUUUAGCUAAAAAUGUUGGAUAAAAUACAUGAGGAUUGUCCUUGGAUAUUCAUGUUGUAGUAAUAAAAAAAAAGAGCUGAAAUAGAAACUAUGAAAUUAGUUAAUAAUAUAGCAUUAUUGUUCACAAAGUGCUCCGACCAUAUUGACCAUGAUCCUAUUGGUGUAUCUAGUUUCAUCACUAGUUUUGAACAUCUAGAUUCCCUAGGAGACAGCUGCAGCAGCCCGUCUUUUUUGUUUUUUUUCCAAAGCUCCAUCACCAAGCAACAAGGUCACCUCUGAGAAUCCUGUGCUUUGGUUUCCACAGAGAUGAUAGAUUGCCGGCUCCAUAUUACCUUUUACAGUCACUUACUUGAUUCUCAAAGGUUAUGUUUAUGAGUAAUUCACAAUGUGAUAUGUCUAAACAUGAUUUCUAUUUGGGUUGCUUCUAUAGUCAAUAUAUUCUACCUACCUUCUGCCAAGAGUGUUCUGUGAAUGUAAAAUACUCCAGUAUACUGUAAGCAAUGUAUGUUUAAGGUUGUUGUGUCUGUGGUUAUUCUCAGUAAUCCAGGUCAAUGCAGAGUAUUUUGUGGAAAUGUAUCUUGCUUGGUGGCUCUGGCUUAAGUUUUUUCAAAUAUGUUUUGCAGUGUUUGAAAUAUUAAGAUAUCUGCGAGGAGUGACAUACCCCUCCUCUCUUGUAUUGAACAUUUGAAGGGCUCCUUUUCUAAAUAGAUAAACAUGUCGUGAUGCUACUGAAUUAAUUUAGGAAUGAAUAACAAGACAUUUCACAUGAGCCAUUACGUUCUCAUUAACGAACAUGUUUUUUUUUCAAGGUGUGACUAACGACUAGGUUUUGCCUCUCCUGGCUUUGUUUGCACAUGAAAAACUUGAUCGCAAAGCAGUUACAUCAGUAUGUGCAGUGGCUCGGUAUCUCUCUUCAUAAGAAGGGAAUGAACGUGGAUCAAAGGGGCCAAAGUAGAGUUAUUUGUGAAAAUUAGGAAAAUAAGUGGAAACUUUGCCUGAAAAACUGUGAGCGGUCCUAUUGUUCUUGUAAAAUCAUGACCUCUGAAAUAAAAUUACCUUAUGAGUGAUUAAACAAUGACAAUAAAAUGCAAAC